Messenger RNA from Xyrichtys novacula (pearly razorfish), 4293 nucleotides. The record is from the annotation of a GenBank genome assembly. NCBI's taxonomy places the organism in Eukaryota, Metazoa, Chordata, Actinopteri, Labriformes, Labridae.
GACAGGAGGAGAGAAACAAGUCUCUGGAGAGAAGGACCUGACACCAGAAACCACAAAAACCACCCUGUGGUGUUGACAGAGCAGCAGGAAGCUUCACCGUGUUGACAGUUACAUCCUGUUACCUUCCACGCUCAGCUUCGUUUACUUACGGUGAAUUUCCUAAAAUAUUUCCUCUGACAGUCACCCGUCAGUUCACCCUGAAUCUCAAAGUUUCAUGGAGACACUGGAAGUAAAUUUGUGGUGAAAUAUUGAGCGGGUUCAGUUCACACAUGUUCAGAAGAUGUUCUUUUUUUGACGGUUAGACUCUCCUUCUGUCAUCUCAAAGUUUUUCUCAGACAUGCCCGUUAUCCUCGGUGCUGAAGAGCAGGAGAACAUCCGGACUGUAACUCAUCCUGCUAAUGGACUUCCUCCUCUGAGCCGGGCCAGCUGGAGUAACAGAAUCACAACAACAACCCGACUGCUCAGCAACGCAUUUAGUCACACAACCUCACAGGGACGUCUGCCAGCCCGUCUCCAGGAUCCUGAUGACUACCUUGUCUGGGCAGAGAGACAGGAGACGGGACUGAGCCUGGCAGAGAGUUGGGAUGUGUUUGAAGCUUCACUGGAGGACACGGAGAGCUCUGACGUGAUCCUCCAAAAGUCCCCUGAGACUCCAAAAACAGUGUCCACGAGGCUGAGUGAAAAACUGAAUAAUUCAUCACGCUCCAGUUUGUUGUACUCUGAAUGAGUGUGUGUGAGUGUGUGUGUGUUUUAGGACGUGGAUGCUGUAAUGUCUUGGACUGGUCCACCAGUGUGCAAAUGGAAAAGAUGUACCAGUUGAACGCUGAGGAGAGUUUGCCCACUUUACCUCAGUCAGCCGGGGCUUUAUGUUCUGCAGAGCUGGCAGGAAAAUCAAAUAGCUCUCUGGUUUCUAUGCAGGACGUCUUUGUGUAAAUACUGAGCUAAUGAUGAUGGCGAGGUUACAAUGAGUGAUUUGAGGACAUCUGUUUUUGUUUACCUCUCUUUUUUUUACUGUAACUGCGGCUCUGUCGACACCAGAGUUAUAUUUCUACACAAUUACCAGACGGAUUAAAGUUUCCUUACUGCCUGAAUACUCCACUCUGAUUGGCUGCUGGGUACCAAUUAAAUUCUGACACCUUUUAAUAGCUCCAGUGAAACUGUCUGAAUUACUGUGCGGCCUCACCUACUGGGCUCGUUUCUUUCAAAGUUGGGGUAAGCAGGAUCUGAGGAAGUUCCAGUUUUUAGGAGAAAUCUUGAACCCCUCCCAACCAGAGUCUCCGGUAUUUACUUUGUUUUCUUGCUUGUGUCGGCAGUCGUGGCCAAAGGAGGAUUCAGACAAUUUUCCAAACUUUCUGGUUGGUUUCUACUGUCCGAUAUUGUAGCACGCUAACUUUGUUUGGGCUCCUGAACGACACGGGGGAGCAGCAUCUGCCUCACAACCAAUCAGGUCAUGGAGGCGGAGAACGGCUUUGUUUACAGUCAGAAAGAGCGGACCGCUCUAAAAAUGUAAAAUGUUGACUACACAGACAUAAGAGAACACAGAGAUAUCGAUAUAUUACCAAAUGUAAUCAAUAACUAAUAGCUAUUGACUGAUAUUAAAAGCUUUUUUGUAUAUACACCAUGAAAAAAGAUGCUUCUUUAACAGAUUCCUGCCUACCCCACCUUUAAAUGCAAAGUUAGGAGGGCUUCAGAUGGAGCAAUAAACGGCCAUUAGACGUCUAGUUUUUUUUUUAACCUAAUUUCAACAGUUUAGAUUUUGAGACGGAUUUUAAACGUUGCACUUUAACCCAUAAUUCGAUAACUAUUUAUUUCAAAAAGCAACUCUGAGCUGCAUAACUGAUCUCCUAGUACUUAACCAAAAUGAUUAUGAUAGCCGUUGAGCAAUACACAGUAUAGUAUAGAUAUAGCCCAGUUUUGGAUUUGGUCUAAACUUGGUCUAAAUUUAGACGUCUAAAAAGCCUGAUUUUAGACCAGUCGUCUAGGCAACAUUUAGAUGUCUAUUAGACCUCUUUUAGACCAAAAAAUGCUCAGUUUGGUGCAUCAAGGAGUUAAAUCUCUGUACAAAAGGGACAAGGACCAAAACCACAUUUAGUUGUCAGUGAUAUUUUAAGCCCUCAGGCAGCACUACAUCAGAAACAGACAUGACUCUGUAGUGGAAGUCUCUGCAUGGGCUCAAACUCCCUUCUGAAAACCUAAAACAGUUUAUUUCUGUGGGAACCAUGUUAUAAUCAACAUACGUGAACAUGGUGUACAUAUUACUAACAGGCAUGUUCAACUUGUUUAUAAAAAGCAGCGAAUAAGCGCUGACGGGGAUGUUAGCGUUCAGCUUAAAUCUUAAGCCUGAGUCCCAAACCGCCAUCCUGCAGCUUUUGCGCUCAUCUUCACAGUUUGAGGAUUGUAGAAGCUUUUAUUUUGUCGGACUUAUUCUUGGCUGACUGCUACACACAAACACACACAAUCACACACUCUUAGCAGCUGCUUCCUGCUAAGCCACAGCAGGGGUAGAAAUGUUGUAUUAAUACCCGUUUCAUAGAGUCACAGAGAGCUUUGAAUCAGAAAAAAAAUGAGUUUCCCUGGAGAGCUGUUCCUCUAUGUCAUCUGAUGAUUAAAAAAUAUAAAUGUUGUCACCUUAUCUCUCAUAGAUGUGAUUAUCUUCAGUGAUUUAUAAAGACAUAUGAGUGUGCUGCCUCCUUUCUCCUCUUAAUCCCUCAUUUACCUCCUGAAAACACGGCCCAGUCGGCUCGUCUGAAACAGUCUGGCGGUGAUAUUUCUGCUCCAUUGUGAGAUUUUGUGUUUAUCUUCAUGUGUGAAUGAGUUCGGGUGAGUGGACGCAGAUAUUACUGGCUAACUUUUCUGGGUCAGUUUCGUGCACUUUCCUGCUCACUGGUGUCUGCAUUGUGUCGCUCCAACCGGCUGGUAUGACUUCCAUAGAACAAACCACAAGUGAUGCUUUGUUCCAUCUGACGUCUCGUGGAAAAAAGCUGUAAGCUGCUGCUCCGACAAAACGACUGAUUAUGAAAACAGUUGUGCUCAUUUAGAGAUGGUAGGUGGUACAGAGCAACAGAGAAAACAACCCCAGUAAUAAAUCUGGAUAUAAUGUGUUUGGAUGGUUUUGAGGCCGUGGGGUUCUUAGUUUGUUUUUAUAAGAUUUUCUUGCAGAUAUUUGGCGAAAAGUAGAAGAAGAGAGUCUUAUUGGGUUAUUUCCAGCACAAUUUGGUGUCAAAUUAGGGGUCCUGUUAUGUCACUGUGUGAGAAAAUAGUAUUUUAAAACAGAGAGUUACAAUGUGCCUUGACAUAUAUGACAUUCAAAUAUGAUUUUGACGUCUGAAACAGGUCAAUAUAAAUCUUGGACCGAUUUUGCACCUUAACACGAAUUUUAGAUUCUGUGGUUGACAGCAUAUUCAAAUUACGUGUUAAUGUGAGCAUCAGUUUAACGUCUAAAAGAGGUACAAUAGUGGCGUCUCAAUGCUGGAUCUAUUUUGCACGUUGCGCCGACCUCUAGAUUUUGUCGUACCACACGCACACGUCCAGAUCAGGUGUGGAUGUAAUUUUAACGUUUUGUGUUAAAUGUGAUCUUUUUGAGCGGUCGUUCACAUUACAACAACGAACUGGUGGGUUAGUCAUAAAGCACAUGAAAAAGACGGAUAAAAACAAAAAGCUCAGUUGAAACAGAAUUGAAGUCCAUUUUCAUAAGACAACACAAGAACCAUACAACAAAAAACGAGACCAUGAGGACCAAAAUAAAAAUGCAAUUAAAAGGGGGGUCGAAAGUGGAAAUAGGAUAGUAAAUAUAAAAGACAAUAUCGACAAUGAUAAUAAAAUAUUUAACAGGUAAUACUGAUAAUAAUAAUAAUGAUAAGAUAAAACGACAGAAACGAGCGAGAGAUAAAACAAUAAAAAUUCAAAUGGUUAAUUAAGAAAAGAGUUCAAGUAAAACAAAAGUUAGAAAGAGAGUAAAGCAGAAAUAAGAUAAAAGAGGUAAAAGCGAUAAAAGAUAAAGUUGUUUUUAUGAUUCAAGCAGCUAGUUAGCAUCAGAUAGACGACAGAGGAGGGCGGGGUCGAUAGGGGGCGACAGGGUGACGAUUAUAUAUAUAUAUAUAUAUAUAUAUAUAUAUAUAUAUAUAUAUAUAUAUUUAGAAAUAAAUCAGAUUGAGGUUUAGAUUUUUAAAAACAAUUGUAUGUAAAAUAAAUAAACUUAAAUUAAAUAAAGCGAGUAAAAACCGUAGCGAUUUCUGCGUGUCUAAAUUUACCGAUUGAUCACGUGUAAAGCUGCACAUGCGCAUUCCCUCCUCU